AUUUGGCCGUAGCUGUAUUCUCUCUAGCCAAAACCGAUCCUCCCCGUACAGCGCGCAUUUAUUUUGCGCUGUGUGCAGCGGUAAGUUACAGCAGUAGCACAACAGCAGGUUUAACGAAAAGAAAAUAAAACUAGGGCGCUUCGUGGACACAGCACUGACAGGUUAUUUUACAAUUACUUCAAACAAAUAAAUAACAAUGGUUCAAGCCAAAACAUGGGUCCUGAAACAACACUUCGAGGGAUUUCCAAAAGACACAGACUUUGAGCUGAAGAUAGUGCAGCUCCCUGAGCUUAAAGACGGAGAGGUUCUUUUCGAGGCUGUGUUCCUAAGUGUGGACCCUUAUAUUCGACCUUUUAGUCGUUUUCGAAUGCAAGCUGGAGAUGUGAUGAUUGGAACUCAAGUGGCUAAGGUGGUUCAGAGUAAUAAUCCUGCAUUUCCUGUGGGCUGUCAUGUGAUUGGUCAAUCUGGAUGGAGAACACACAGUGUGUCAGAUGGGAGUGAUAUCACUCGAAUUUUGGCGGACUGGCCUAAGGACGUCUCCUUGUCACAUGCCCUUGGAGCCAUUGGCAUGCCUGGGCUGACUGCACUCUAUGGUUUGGAGGAGGUCUGUGCCAUUAAACCUGGAGAAACCCUACUGGUGAAUGCAGCCGCAGGAGCAGUGGGCUCUGUCGCAGGUCAAAUAGCCAAACUUAAAGGUUGCAAGGUUGUGGGUUCAGCAGGUAGUGAUGACAAAGUGGCUUAUCUAAAAGAGUUGGGCUUUGAUGAGGUCUUUAACUAUAAGACCGUCUCCUCACUGGAGGAAGCACUGAAGAACGCUUCACCUGAAGGAUAUGACUGCUUCUUUGAGAAUGUGGGUGGUUAUUUCUCCAGCAUUGCUAUUCCGCAGAUGAAUAAAUUUGGCCGUAUUGCUGUGUGUGGGGCAAUAUCCCUGUAUAAUGACACCAACCCUCAGACAGGACCUUAUCAACACCUAACCAUGAUUGUUAAGGAACUGAAGAUGGAGGGUUUCGUGACAGGCAGGUGGGAGCAUAAAAAUGAUGAGUCACUGAGGCGAAUGUUGACCUGGAUGCAGGAGGGAAAGUUGAAGUGUACGGAGUACCUCACUGCUGGGUUUGAAAAUAUGCCUGCUGCGUUUAUGGGGAUUCUGCGGGGAGAAAACAUUGGGAAGGCUAUUGUCAAAGUCUGAUGGAAGGUCUCUUAGGUUUACUUGUCAACAAUCAAUGAGCGGAUGAAGUGCAAAACACUGAUCACAAUGAUGGUGGUUUGUUGCAAUUGAAACUCAGUUGUGCUGUGAAUUAUUUUCUCUCUCUCUUUCUCUUUGCACUAAAAUGGCUGUGCUGUGGUUGGAUAGUGCAGAUUAAUUAUUAUCCUAUUCUGACAUCACAAUAUGAGCCAAAUUACAAUGACCUAUUUUUUUACAUGCUCGCAGAGAAUGAUUUACCAAAACUAAGUUACUGGGUUGAUCUUUUUCACAUUUUCUAGGUCGAUAGAAGCACUGGGGACCCAACUAUAGCACUUGGAAAAAGUCAGAUUUUCAUAAUAGGUCCCCUUUAAUGAUUCUGGUGUUUGCAGUUUUGUCUAAUGCUUUGUGGUAUAAUAAAUAAACAUUUCCUGUAUACUUUUCAA
Molecule: messenger RNA, 1626 nt
Organism: Misgurnus anguillicaudatus (oriental weatherfish)
Lineage: Eukaryota; Metazoa; Chordata; Actinopteri; Cypriniformes; Cobitidae
Product: prostaglandin reductase 1
Biological process (GO): prostaglandin metabolic process
Cellular component (GO): cytoplasm
Molecular function (GO): 15-oxoprostaglandin 13-reductase [NAD(P)+] activity; 2-alkenal reductase [NAD(P)H] activity
Source: RefSeq, a predicted model, not a curated record